Messenger RNA from Zasmidium cellare ATCC 36951, 879 nucleotides. RefSeq lists its product as uncharacterized. NCBI's taxonomy places the organism in Eukaryota, Fungi, Ascomycota, Dothideomycetes, Mycosphaerellales, Mycosphaerellaceae. The transcript is spliced from 3 exons. The record is from RefSeq and is a predicted model, not a curated record. The coding region runs from base 1 to 879 and encodes 292 amino acids.
AUGGCACUUGUCUGUCACGAAUUGAUUAUAAGAACGCCCGCUACUGGAGGCGAUUCAGCGGAGCAAUUGAAGGCUCAACAGUCAUGCAACCAAAUCGAGCAAGUAUAUCAACAGUUUGGUGCCAUCAAAGAUGGCAAGGAGGAAUUCUCGAAGACAUAUCUUACCGACAAGAAGAUGUUACUACUGUAUACUAAGAGCUCUCAAAAGAUCUUGCAGCUCGUUGAGCCCGACUCUUCCGGUGGCUUUCAAUACCCAACCGUGUUCGAGCAGAAUCUGGGGUCCAUGGAGGACGCGAUGCACCAAAUGUCGCAAUCCUUUGUCAAAGCUGCUGCAGUUGACUUGAUCGAUACCCCAACGUUCAAGCUUUGUAGACGGAAAUGGAAUAUACUGAAAGAGUUGUCUGACGGCAUGCAUAGAAGAUGGAGCAAUGAAAACAGGGUAAAGCCUUGGGAUGAGAUUGUGGACGUAAUUCCCGAGAAGUCUUUCUCCAAGAUACUGGAUCAGAAGAAGGGCAACCGUUUUUACUGGACCCUCUGGCUCACCGUCUUCGCCAUGACGUGCAACAGUGCCACCUUUGCGCUCGCAUACAAAUAUUCUAGCCCAGAGCCUGGCACAGCCCGAGACGCCGAUUUCUGGUUGCUGCUCCAAGGCAGCAUCAUGCAAUGGUUCUCGUUGUUGAUUGCAGGUUCCGCUCUCUGGAGUAAAGUGACUUCGCCGAUGUGGACAUGGAUGGUGCCAACCAUUGUCGCACUGGUUAGCUCCUUGGUGGCUAUCCCUUUGUACCUGAAGGUUCCUACAGCAUGGAGCGCGUUCCUGACGACAGUGGGCAGUGCGGUUCAGGCGUUCAUGACAGUUCAACUGGCCGCUAUUGGCCAGUAG